This is a messenger RNA of Capronia coronata CBS 617.96, 1812 nucleotides long. RefSeq lists its product as uncharacterized. Lineage: Eukaryota; Fungi; Ascomycota; Eurotiomycetes; Chaetothyriales; Herpotrichiellaceae. The transcript has a single exon. The record is from RefSeq and is a predicted model, not a curated record. Gene Ontology annotation, cellular component: nucleus. Gene Ontology annotation, biological process: positive regulation of transcription by RNA polymerase II. Gene Ontology annotation, molecular function: zinc ion binding; transcription cis-regulatory region binding; DNA-binding transcription factor activity, RNA polymerase II-specific. Bases 1 to 1812 code for a protein of 603 amino acids.
AUGCCCUACGGGAAACACAACCCAAAGAGAUUACAACGAACCAAACGAACCAAGACCUUCACCGGGUGUUGGACGUGUCGCCUUCGGGGCGUCAAGUGCGAUGAAGGAAAGCCUACAUGCGGUCGAUGCAACAGGGCUGGAUUGUCCUGUUCCGGCUACGGCGAGCGGCUUGUCUGGGAAGAUGCCAGAGAGCGCAAUCAGAAAGGCCUACAGCGGCGUGUUAUGACCAAUAGCUGGGAGGGCUAUCGUCCUAUUCUCGAUGAGCAGGAGAUUGAUGCAGUCCUCGAAACCAUCGAUGUUGUUCAGACUGGCGAGGAGUUUCAGGCGGGUGUCUUCGCUGUCUUCCCGGCGUCGGGCUGUGGUAAACGACCCUGCUGGGACCGUGACGAUGUGGGCGUUUCCGCCAAUGCUGACACCGAGUCUGUCUCGACCACCUCCAGUCAAGCCACUGCCGACUUGAGCCUGUCCCUCACAGCUAAAUGGUGUGAAUCGAUACCAGCAGAGGUCGAGAGAUCAUUUGAGGCUUCUGACUUUGACGAAAUCGACACUCUGUCCCCAAUAGAGCUUCCGGUCGACGAUGGCCUGUUGGAGUGUUAUCCUUUCCCUUCUGCCGCUCCUCUCUUCCCACCCUUGCAGGAAGGAAGCCAGUUGAUGCAUCACUGGGUCACGGUCUUCAGCGGCCUCAUGAUUCCGACCGAACAUGCCGACAAUCCCUUCCAAACAAUCUAUGUCCCACUGGCGCUCGCGGCCCCCGAACAAACCCAGCUCGCAUCCGGGUACACUGCUCUCUUACAUGCCAUGUAUGCGGUUUCAGCCUUCCACCAAGCUCGCUUGCGCCCCGUCGAGCAAGGCUUCUUCGCCGUCGGGACAAACCAUCAUCGUCUGAGCCUCAAAUACCUACAUCGCAGCCUGACGGAACGGCCGGAAACACAGCGACAGGCCAUAUUGGCUGCGAUGAUUGCGUUACAUUUGAUCGACAUGAUCAACGGGCACUCGUCGAGUUGGCGUCUUCAUCUCCGCGGGGCGAGAGACUGGCUUCAGUCUCUCAGCCGGAUCAGUUGGAGCAGUGGCCGCAGCUCCUCCACCCUCUACCAACUCUUCCUCUGCAUUGAAGCUCUCGGGCCGUCCAUCGGCGGCAUGACCACUUCGUCACGCUCCGUCAAGGUACACCCACCCACCGACGUCCUGGCGCCCGACUACACGCUGGAUAGUUUCUUCGGCAUCACCAGCACCGACACAAGCUACUGCCUGGACCGACUGUACGGCGUGACCCGCCCGAUCUUCGAGGUCAUUGUGCACAUUAACCAGCUGUUGAAAUCAGGGACAUUCCCGUCCGAUUCGGAACUGAACAACAUCGAGCUCAAGAUCGUCCUGAAUAAUCCUGCCUUCCUCCGGUUCCCCUGCGCGACCACCACCUUGGAAGAAUUGACAAGGCAUCAUGCAAGCAGUUUCUACAAUGCUUGCUAUAUCUACUUCAAAAGGACCCUCCGGAGGGCACCUCUGAGCACCACACAGAACCUGGUGAGAAAGAGCCUCGAGCAUCUGGAGGCCAUUGAGCGGCUAGAAAACCGUGGCACUGGCUGGGGUCUUAUAUGGCCUGGGUUCAUCACUGCCUGCGAGGCGAGGGACCAGGAUCUACGGCAUCGCGCGAUGCGGUACUUCCAAAGAGGGACGAGGCUGGGUAUGGAGACGUUUGAUUCGGCGGCGAGAGUCGUUCACGAGGUCUGGCGUCGAAUGGAGACCGAAGACAGCACUCAUUUGGAUUGGAGAGUUAUAAUGGAGGAACUAAAUAUAGAUCUGAUCCUUGUAUAA